Miniopterus natalensis is the source of this 2358-nucleotide messenger RNA. It is a transcript of the gene CDK2, whose product is annotated as cyclin dependent kinase 2. The record is from RefSeq and is a predicted model, not a curated record. Gene Ontology annotation, biological process: signal transduction; G1/S transition of mitotic cell cycle; regulation of G2/M transition of mitotic cell cycle. Lineage: Eukaryota; Metazoa; Chordata; Mammalia; Chiroptera; Miniopteridae. Gene Ontology annotation, cellular component: cyclin-dependent protein kinase holoenzyme complex; cytoplasm; nucleus. Gene Ontology annotation, molecular function: cyclin-dependent protein serine/threonine kinase activity; cyclin binding; ATP binding.
CCGGUGGCAGGGAAUUGGGGGGAGGCGGCAACAUUGUUUCAAGUUGGACAAAUUGACAAGAGCGAGAGAUAACACUGCGUUCCAUCCGGACCUGGGGCCGCGGUGCUGGGCCCUGCUUCCGCCUCCUCCGCCCCGGGAACCGGGGCCGGCUUUCUGCAGGGUUCCCAGGUCCCCGCUCCAGGGCCGGGCUGACCCGACUCGUUAGCGCUUCAUGGAGAACUUCCAAAAAGUGGAAAAGAUCGGAGAGGGCACGUACGGAGUUGUGUACAAAGCCAAAAACAAGCUGACGGGAGAAGUGGUGGCGCUUAAAAAAAUCCGCCUGGACACUGAGACAGAGGGUGUACCCAGUACUGCCAUUCGAGAGAUCUCUUUGCUUAAGGAACUUAACCACCCUAAUAUUGUCAAGCUGCUGGAUGUCAUCCACACAGAAAACAAACUCUACCUGGUUUUCGAGUUUCUGCACCAAGAUCUCAAAAAAUUCAUGGAUGCCUCUGCCCUUACUGGCAUUCCUCUUCCCCUCAUCAAGAGCUAUCUGUUCCAGCUGCUCCAGGGCCUAGCUUUCUGCCAUUCUCAUCGGGUCCUGCACCGAGACCUCAAACCCCAGAAUUUGCUUAUCAACGCAGAGGGGGCCAUCAAGCUAGCCGACUUUGGACUAGCCAGAGCCUUUGGAGUCCCUGUUCGUACUUAUACCCAUGAGGUGGUGACCCUGUGGUACCGAGCACCUGAAAUCCUUCUGGGCUGCAAAUACUACUCCACAGCUGUGGACAUCUGGAGCCUGGGCUGCAUCUUUGCUGAGAUGCACCUAGUGUGUACCCAGCACCAUGCUAAGUGCUGUGGGGAACACAGAAGAAAUGGAAGACACAGUCUCUGCCCGCUGUGCUCCUAUCUAGAAGUGGCUGCAUCACAAGGAGGGGGGAUGACCGCAGUGUCUACCCCACAUCCCGUGACUCGCCGGGCCCUUUUUCCUGGAGAUUCUGAGAUUGACCAACUCUUCCGGAUCUUUCGGACUCUGGGGACCCCGGAUGAGGUGGUUUGGCCAGGAGUUACUUCUAUGCCUGAUUAUAAGCCAAGUUUCCCCAAGUGGGCCAGGCAAGAUUUUAGCAAAGUUGUGCCUCCCCUGGAUGAAGAUGGACGGAGCUUGUUAUCGCAAAUGCUGCACUACGACCCCAACAAACGGAUUUCGGCAAAGGCAGCUCUGACUCACCCUUUCUUCCAGGAUGUGACCAAACCAGUACCCCACCUUCGACUCUGAUGUCCUUCUCCAAGCCCCCAGUCUCACCCUCUCCUCCAGUGGGGGCCUGAUCUGGCUUGGCCCUGGGCUAUGGGUGGCCCUCUGUCUUGUCUGGCUGCCUUAACAUUCACUCACCUUCCUCUCUUAGCCAGACAACUCUGGGGAUACAGGGGGUUGGAGGGGAAAAGUGGGUAAAAUAAAAGGAAGUUUCAGUAUUAGAUGCACUUAAGUCAGCCUCUACCACCCCUCCUCUUAGUCAUUGCUAAGGAGGGCUGGUAUUAAAAAAAAAAAAAUACUGACUCCUUCCUCUCCCCCUACAUAGGAUUUGCCAUCCGAAUCUCUGAAAGCCCCACAAUUAUUAUUUUCUGUGUUUGGGAUGGCAGGCUCCAAAACUGCCGCCGCUGUGUUUGUUAGACCAACUAUAACGGGGGUAAAUUGGAAUUUUGAAAACCAAGCACAACAAAAACAUAGGGAGGGGACUGUUUUGAAGAAUUAGGUUAAAAAAUAGAUCCAACCAGUUUAUACCCUAGUUUUAGUGUUUGAUCUCACCUAACAGUCUGAGAGUCCCAAGACUCCCAGCCUCUGCAGUCCUGUUGGGGCAGCAGUAGAAAUGAUUGCACCCAGUGCCCUUGUCAGUCCCUCCUAUAGGCAAGGGGUAUCUGGGAGGCUCUGGGACAGGAACUGUGCUUCACCGCAGCCUUAUAAGGCAAGUGAAAGAUUAUUUGGAUUUUUCUCUUUUAAGAUUCUUAGUUCUUCAGGUGCCAGGGCACAUCUUCCUCUGAAGGCCACCCCCAUAGGAGUGGAAGUAAAGUUAAACAUCAUUUUGAGAAUGCUGACACUUUUUCAGGGCUGUGAUUGAGUGGGAGCGUGGAGGGGGAAAUAUUUCUUUAAAAGAAGGAUGAACAAUUAUAUUUAUAUUUCAGGUUAUAGUAGUUUUUUAGUGGGAGUGGGUGGAUUUGUUGCCAUUCGCACCUUGGGGUUUUGUAAUGCAAAUGUUUAAAAAAAGAGUAUUGUUUUUCUUUUUAUGAUUCUCUUUUCUCUUACCUUGUCCUUGAGUGUUCCUGCUAUUAAUGUUAUUUGUAAUUUAGUUUGUAAUUCAUUAAAAAAGUGUUCCUAGUUUUAUAGUG